Messenger RNA from Cornus florida, 3880 nucleotides. Its product is annotated as polyprotein of EF-Ts, chloroplastic. The record is from RefSeq and is a predicted model, not a curated record. Lineage: Eukaryota; Viridiplantae; Streptophyta; Magnoliopsida; Cornales; Cornaceae. The transcript is spliced from 5 exons. Gene Ontology annotation, molecular function: translation elongation factor activity; protein binding. Gene Ontology annotation, cellular component: mitochondrial matrix. Bases 265 to 3564 code for a protein of 1099 amino acids. Gene Ontology annotation, biological process: mitochondrial translational elongation.
GAGAAAGAGAUAGAUGAUGAGAUAAGGAUUUGAAGCCCCACCAUUCAUUUCCCUCUUCUUUCAUCAGUCACAAACACAGAGGGCUCGCAACAGAGAACAAAGCUUCAUAAGGACUGCACCGAAUUGUAGGGUUUCCCUAAUUUCUUAAUUUUAUUUCUUCAGAAAAUUUCAAGGCUCUCUAGAGAGUUUAAAGGUGGCGGAAGUGAUGACAAAAUAAUUGUAGUUUGCUGACUGCACCACAACUUCUGCAUUUUUUAAGUCAACAUGACCCCCACAAUUCCGAGUUCUGUAAGCAAUAUUUCACAUAUCCCUGGAACUGCUUUUAUAACAAGGAAGAAAAAUUCUGUAACAGGAUGCAGACUCUUGGGAAAUUCUACAAAACAAACAUUAUCCCCACAAAAAUAUAUCUUGCCUCUGUCAACAUCUGUAAGGUUAUUUCCACAAUUCAGAUUUGGAUGUGCUUUACAUCAUAAAUCAAGAAUGCAUAUGGUAUUAGCCACUGGGACUGAUGUGGCAGUAGAAGAACCAGAUUCCGUGGUUUCUGAUAAAGAUACUGGGGAAGAUUCAGGAAUGCAAUCGAAUGCAGAGGGAACAAGCGAUGAAUCAUCUGUCAGAUCAGAUGCCAGUGCCCCACCAGUUCAAUCUAAACGUUCAAGAACCACUCGGAAGAGUGAGAUGCCACCAGUCAAGAAUGAGGAUCUGGUUCCUGGUGCCAUUUUUACUGGGAAAGUAAGAUCAAUCCAGCCAUUUGGUGCUUUUGUUGAUUUUGGAGCUUUUACAGAUGGCCUGGUGCAUGUUUCCAGGUUGAGCGAUAGCUUUGUUAAGGAUGUUGGUAGCAUUGUUUCCAUUGGACAAGAGGUGAAGGUAAGAUUGGUGGAAGCAAACACUGAGACAGGACGAAUAUCUCUUACUAUGCGUGAAAGCGACGAUGCCAGUAGUGACAAAGCCAGACCCAGCAGAAGGAGCAGUCCGAAGUCCAAUCAGAAGAGAGAUGAGGGGAAGAAAAGUUCAAAGUUUGUGAAGGGACAGGAUCUUGAAGGCAAAGUAAAGAAUUUAACCAGAGCUGGUGCUUUUAUAUCUCUUCCUGAUGGGGAGGAAGGAUUCUUGCCCAAAUCAGAGGAAUCUGAUGACGGGUAUGGAAAUAUGAUGGGGGGCACCUCGCUGCAGGUUGAUCAAGAAAUUAGCGUCAGAGUUUUGCGUAUCUCAAGAGGACAGGUAACUUUGACAAUGAAAAAAGAAGAUGUUGGACAGUUAGACUCGAAGGUCACUCAGGGGGUUGUCCAUGGGGCAACAAACCCUUUUCUGCUGGCUUUCCGUAAAAAUAAGGAUAUUGCUGCAUUUUUAGAUGAGAGGGAGAAAGAGGAGGAACCAGCUAAUUUAACACCAAGAACUUCUGAAAAGAUGGAAGGGAAGGUAGAUCAGUUUGAUACCGGGCUCGAUAACCUCAAGGUGCAGGAUCAACCAGCAAGUCGUGAUGGAGAGUCGGUCAGUGCCCCUUUUGCAAUGGAUGAAAUAGUAGAAGAUGAUGGAACCUCUUCAAAGGAAUUGGAUGUGGGAGCCAGAACAGUAGAUGAUGCGCUGACUGAAACUACUAAGCAAGAUGAGGACCCAGAAACAAUAGUUUCUAAUUCAUCACAAAGUGAAGAUGAUGCCAUCCAAACCAUAGAGGAGGCAGAAGUGAGUUCCGAAUCCUUGGCUCCAGAAGGAAGCAUAUCUCCUGCAGAUCAGAUAAAUGAGGAGGCCUUGGAAGAUGAUGAAAAAUCUAGCUUACCUAGACAAGUAACUGAUCAAUUUUUGUCAUCAGAAAGUCUGGAUAGCAAAGAAGUAACAGAGAGGCUAGCUGAUGAUGCUGUAGCAGAAGAAGAUAAAGUGCAGGUACAAACACCUACUGAGGAGAUCACACCAGUUGAAGAUGAAAAAGCAGGAGCUAACCCCCUAAAAAAUGGCAGUAUUACCAGCUCAAAUGGACAGAUAGAUACUCCAACCCCUGAAAGCACUAGGGAAGAAAGUCGUCUCAGUGAAGAAGUUGCAGAGAGCCAAGUUGACAAUAGCGUUGUCAAGGAUGACGUGCAGAUACAAGCUCCUGAUGUGGAAAGUAAAAUUCCUUGUGCCACAACUGUUGAAGAUGAGAAGGUGGAACCUGUCCCUGAGAAAAAUGGUAGUGUUACCAUCUCUAAUGCACAAGCUGGUGCUUCUUCCCCCAAGGAAAGCACAACUAAAGCUGCCAUAUCACCAGCUCUUGUGAAGCAGCUGCGUGAAGAAACAGGUGCUGGAAUGAUGGAUUGCAAGAAAGCUCUCUCGGAAGCUGGAGGGGACAUAGUUAAAGCUCAGGAGUUCCUCAGGAAGAAAGGGUUGGCAAGUGCAGAUAAGAAGGCCAGUAGGGCAACAGCUGAAGGAAGAAUUGGUUCAUACAUUCACGAUAGUAGGAUUGGUGUCCUAUUGGAGGUGAACUGUGAGACAGAUUUUGUAUCUCGAGGUGACAUUUUCAAGGAGCUGGUUGAUGAUCUAGCCAUGCAAGUAGCUGCAUGCCCUCAAGUACAGUAUCUUGUUACAGAAGAUGUCCCCCACGAAAUUGUGGACAAGGAAAGAGAGAUUGAAAUGCAGAAGGAAGAUCUCUUGUCAAAACCAGAGCAGAUCAGGUCCAAGAUUGUUGAAGGACGGAUCAGGAAGAGGCUUGAGGAGGUGGCAUUGCUUGAGCAGCCUUACAUUAAAAAUGAUAAGAUGGUGGUGAAGGACUGGGUGAAGCAGACAAUUGCAACCAUUGGAGAAAACAUAAAAGUGAAAAGGUUUGUGCGCUACAACCUUGGAGAAGGCUUAGAAAAGAAAAGCCAGGAUUUUGCUGCAGAGGUGGCUGCCCAAACUGCUGCAAAAGCAGUCUCUGCUACAGGGAAUCAGCCCGCUGCAGUUGAAGCCAAGGAAACUGUUGAAAAACCGAAAGCAACAGUUUCAGCUGCAUUGGUUAAACAACUGCGGGAAGAAACUGGAGCUGGCAUGAUGGACUGCAAGAAAGCUUUAUCUGAAACUGGGGGUGAUCUUGAGAAGGCACAAGAGUACCUCAGGAAGAAGGGUCUUUCAGCUGCUGACAAAAAGUCCAGCCGGCUUGCAGCUGAAGGCAGGAUUGGAUCCUACAUCCAUGAUUCCCGCAUUGGAGUUCUAAUUGAAGUCAACUGUGAAACUGACUUUGUUGGUAGAAGUGAAAAAUUCAAGGAGUUGGUUGAUGAUCUUGCAAUGCAAGUUGUGGCCAGUCCACAGGUGCAGUAUGUAUCCAUUGAGGAUAUUCCAGAGACCAUUGUGAGCAAGGAAAAAGAACUGGAGAUGCAGAGGGAGGACCUUCUGUCCAAACCUGAGAAUAUAAGAGAGAGAAUUGUCGAGGGAAGAAUCUCCAAGAGGCUUGGAGAACUUGCUCUUUUGGAGCAGCCCUUCAUUAAAAACGAUAGCAUUUUGGUGAAGGAACUGGUAACGCAAACUGUUGCUGCUCUAGGGGAGAACAUAAAAGUUAGGAGGUUCAUCCGAUUUACUCUUGGGGAGACAAUUGAGAGUGCAAAAACAGAAAGUGAAGCAUGAGUCACAAGAAAAGCAAGGACUUGAGGAGGUGCAUAGGAUCAAAUGAGGGCGUUAUUUUGAAUAGAAGCUGCUAAAAAAUGGCAAAUCUGUUGAGGCUAAAGCCAUUUUUCGAUUAUAAUAUAAUCUAAUUCUUUUUGUUGUGGUGAAAGCAAGUUAGAUUAUUUUAUGUAGAUUGACUUGUGUUAUAUUGUCUCCUAUAGCAAAUGUAGGGUAUUUACCUUUGGCUGUUCAUGUUAUAUUCUGUAAAAUGGAAAGAUGAAGAAAAAAAACAAUUUUGGGAAAUAUUUUCAGGUAAUCAUUUCCUUUAUUUAGCCAA